AUUUUGUGGAAUAUCAUAUCCUCAUUGUAAAACGACAACCACCACCUCGAAAUACUCUCAUCUCAAGCUCUCAUCAGAACAACAAUUCUGUAACAAUGGAAGCCUCAAAGAUGUUGCUAUUUUCCUCAAUACCAACCACAAAAAUAAGCACAAACAAUUUCAAUCACUCACUUAGAAGACCUACUACUAGAUCUCACGUAGGACUCAAAAUAAAGAACAUGGCAAAGGAAGGAAGCGACACAAACAUCAGCAUAACAGAAAAAGCAGCAAUAGCAGGUGGUUUAAUAUCAUCUCCAGUUAUAGCUUGGUCUCUCUACACACUUAAAACAACAGGUUGUGGUCUUCCACCAGGACCUGGUGGAUCAAUUGGAGCAUUAGAAGGAAUAAGUUACCUAGUAGUUGUUGGAAUUGUAGGUUGGUCUUUAUACACCAAAACUAAAACAGGUUCUGGUCUUCCUAAUGGGCCUUUUGGGUUAUUAGGUGCUGUUGAAGGCUUAUCAUAUUUGGCAUUGGUUGCAAUUGUUGUUGUUUUUGGGUUGCAGUAUUUUCAACAAGGUUACAUUCCAGGUCCUCUCCCUGCUGAUCAGUGCUUCGGCUAGCUUUUUUUGGAAAUCAGAUUCUCUGUUGUCAUGACCAUACAUACGGUUGGUGACUGCUGGGAAUUUGGGUUUGUUUUUUCCUCUUUAAAUUUUUAAUAGGAUAAUGUGAUAUGAGCCACUAGAAUUCUAUCUUUGUCCUUGUGGAUUUGGUAGCUCCAUGUAACUUACAAAUUUCUUUUUCCACUGCCUCUUUGUGUUAUUAUAUUUUUGGUGUAAAAUGCUGUGAUGGUAAAUGGAAAAUUCUUGUGUGUGUUUAUAUAACUA
Molecule: messenger RNA, 863 nt
Organism: Cicer arietinum (chickpea)
Lineage: Eukaryota; Viridiplantae; Streptophyta; Magnoliopsida; Fabales; Fabaceae
Source: RefSeq, a predicted model, not a curated record